CUUUGUACUUUCAGUUUCGCUUCUGUGAAAGCAAAAACUAUCCGAAAGAAAGGGAAGCAGAAACAGACACAGGGAAAAGAAAAAUGACAGCUGAAGCCGUAUCUCAAAACCUCAUCAAGAUUCUCUGCUCUCAUGGAGGCUCAAUGGAGUAUAAGAUGCUGAAAGAGAAGUUCAAGGGACAGCCAAGAGAAACUCAGCAGCUCCUCUCUGAAAUCCUCCAGGACAAGAGCAGGUUUGCCCUACGCCAGGGAGAUCCAGGAAGCAGGCCAGAACGUGUGAUUAGCCCUAACACUGUGGUGGCCGCUAAGACUGCAGUGCGCUUAUGCAAAAAAUACCCCAAUGAGACCUGCCACAACUGUAGAGACCUUCACCUCUGCAAAUUCUUUGUGUAUGGCAGCUGCAGAUAUUCAAAGGAACAAUGCAGAAAUAUCCAUGAUAUAAAGUCUGGCCACAAUCUUCAAGUCCUGAAAAGAUAUGGUCUGCAAAAUCUUGAUGAACACCAGCUCAGUGCACUCCUGCUCCAGAAUGAUUCAUCUCUCCUGCCUGAGGUUUGUGUACAUUACAACAAAGGAAGUGGGAAGUUUGGAUCCUGUACAUAUCAGACAAGUUGUAGCAAGCUUCACAUAUGUCUGCACACCAUGAGAGGAAAUUGUAAAUUUGGCAACAAAUGUAACAGAUCUCACAAAUUUGAUGGCGUUGCCUGGAAAAUCCUGAAAGGUCGAGGUCUACCUGAAGAACGUAUUUAUCAACUACAGGAGAUCUACCAUAAUAUAUUUAUUAUUAAAGACUGCAGAACUGCAGAUGAGGAAAGUUGCAAGAUUCGCUCAAGAGAGUCUUCUGUAAGUUCUAACAGUGAAGGUGACUCUGAUGAAAUCUGUCUCUACUACAUCUCAAAAUACUGCAGCUUUAAAGAAAAGUGCAUGAAUGUUCAUUUCCACCUUCCAUACAAAUGGGAAGUGUUUGAUGGUCACAGCUGGUCUGAAAUCAUUAAUAUGGAGCAAGUUGAAAAAGAUUUUUGCAACCCAGAAAACACAGUAAGUUCUGGUUCUCCAUCUGUUGACUAUCAAAAUAUGACCACCGGGCUUGCCAAAGUGCGCCGUUUGUCCACUGUGUCCUCUCUAACUAAGAAACUUCACUUCAAUCUAACAACUAAGUGGAUCUGGUACUGGAAAGAUGAAUUUGGAAAAUGGAUAGAAUAUGGGAAACAAGUGACUACACAUCAUCUUUCAUCAGUCACAUCAGAUGACUUGGAGGAAAAAUUCCUUGCCAAUAGUGAUGAUUGUGUGACCUUCAUUGCUGGACAGCAUGAAUACACUCUCAGCUUUAAAGAUAUGACCCAGCAAAACCAGAAACACAAAACAAAAAGAGAAGUCAGGAGAAGACCACGAUUUAUUUCUCAAUUAGAUGUGGAGAAGAUCAAACGGAGCAGUGAUUCCUCAGGAGGGCAGACCUUGAUGAGUAAAACCAUUCCGGAUAACUGGGACAAAUCAGCCACCCCUGAAUAUGGAUACAAGCUUGUUCAACUUGCUCUAGAAUCUGAGGAGUUUAAGCAAGUUUUAGGCCAUUUUCAGCGGACUAUGCCAAAUGCAACUGUGUCGAAAAUUAGCAGGAUCCAAAACCAAGACCUCUGGGAAAUGUUCCAAAUACAAAAGGAACAGAUGAAAAAAAAGAGCGGAGAUAAGUAUGUCGAUGAACGGCUUUUAUUUCAUGGAACUGAAAAAUCACUUGUGAAUGCCAUCUGCCACCAAAACUUUGAUUGGAGAAUUUGUGGUGUUCAUGGCACUUCUUAUGGAAAAGGAAGCUACUUUGCAAGAGACGCUUCUUAUUCCCACAGCUACUCAAAUGCCAGAUGCUCCGAAAACAUCUUGUUUGUAGCCCAGGUUUUGGUGGGAAAGUUUAUUAAAGGAUCAAGCAGCUACAACAGGCCUCCCUCUAAAGAUGGGAGUAAUAUGAAUUUCUACGAUAGUUGUGUUGACAACGUUGACAACCCUUCUAUCUUUGUUAUCUUUGAUAGAUGUCAGAUCUACCCUGCAUAUGUAAUAGAAUAUAGCAUGGCACCAAGCAAGAUAAAUCUGAGCAAAUUAGUUUACCCCAAAAAAAUUAUGUCAAUUUGGUAAGCAAUAGAACUGUUUUAAGAAUUACCUGAGGAAAUGAAAUUAAAGAAUUUCAUAUUUUAACAUUUUUUCAUGAAAGUUGUUACUAGUUACAAAUGUCAUCUCUCUUAAAUGGUCUGAAUUAGCAUGAACCACAAAAGUUAAGAUUAUUUCUGUUCAGAUUAGGAGAUUUUGUAAAAAUGAAUGGAAAAAUUUUGGAUUUAGCUGCUAUACGCUGAGUGGUCACUUUAUUCAGUCCACUGGAGUGCUCAACCACUGACGUGUCGUAAUGAAUUCAGUUCAGUUUAUUUUUGUAUUGUGUUUUUCACAGAGUGAAGCUGCAGAGUACUGUUAAAACUUCACAGGUAGAUACAAAUACAAACUUUACAAAUGACUAAUUUUAUCAUGAGUACCCAUAAAAACACUGAUUUGUUAAGACCAGGUGUCCUCAAUCCUGGUCCUGUGGGGCUACACUGGCUACAGGUUUUUAUUCCAGCCAGUUUCCUAAUUAGACGACAGUGUUUGCUGAUAAUGAAACUUGGUAUUUAACUUAUGCAUUGUUAACGCUUUCAUUCAUCACAGACAAAUUUUAGUUACAUUGCAGAUCAGAGGUCCUCAAUUAUAGUCCUGGUGGUCUGUAGUGGCUGCCGGUCAUCACUUCAACCAAUUUCUUAAUUAGAACCCAUUUAUCAUUUACUACUAAACCAAUAUGUUUUUUGAGGUUAAUUUUAGUUACCUUGCCUGUUAUAAUUCAGAAUCCUUAAUUGCCUAUUUUAGUUUUUAGCAGCUACAUUUGUCUUCUUAACCAGACAUUAGUUAAUAAUGAAAUGCAGAUAACCAACGAACCAGCAGCUCUCCAGAUAAAGUGCUAUGCAUUCAGUACACUGUACUCGGCAUCCCGAAGUCUUUGGUAAUCUUAAAACAGCCAGGUCUCUCUUCAGGCAGACAGUCAGGCAACUCUGUCAAGUGCUGGGUCACCAACACUCAAGCACUCUGGAGGAAUAAUGGCAUGUUUCCUCCCAGGUUGUCCUAUUUUCCCAUCCUUGUUUAUGCCAGCCCAACUCUCUUCUGAGCUACCCCAUAUACUCCUGCGGUGUACCACCACCAGCAGUGUCCAUAUACUGUACUUGGACAGUAUGGUUUUUUGGAGUGUGAGAAGGUUGUAACACCCUGCUCUUGUCCUACUUCACCAGCACUAGCAAGCAGUUCCUCUUCUGUCCGAGUCCAUUAUUACGCAGACUUUAUGAAAUCAAUCGCUCACUUCAGCUCAGUUACCGGGUAACAGGUCUUGAAAAGAAAGUAUUAUGCUAACAUAUCUCUCUAUUAUUAUAAAAAAAAUCCUGCGAUGAGACAAGACUUUUUGGAAUAUUUUUUCAAGUCCUGCGAGUCGAGACUUUAGGCAUUCGAUGUUUUCAAGUCACGCCCUCCUCUCAACCAUAGAAAACCAUGCACACGGUACUCUCACAUCUCAUUCGUGUGAAUGCUUUUGACAGACACAGUUCUUGCUCUCUCAGCUCUUAUAAAUUUUAAUGUUUUCCUCACUUUAAGUUCACAAUUAAAGAAGACGUAUUAUGUCCAAAUCUUAUUGAAGAAUUUCAUCACGAAGGGUUAUCAACAGAAAAAUCCUAGCACUGAGAAACAACGAAGUCAAACGAAUUAACGCCAAAAAUGUUGAUCGGUUACACUGCAUAUUGGUUAAAUGCGUAUCAAUAGACUAUGCUGAAACAGUUGGUGGUGAUCGUGCAGAAGAUGAAAACAACAACUUACAAUAUUCUGAAGAAUAUCUAUAACUGUUAAUACUGUCCGGUCUUCCUCCGCACGAAUUACUGUAGAAAGAAGGAUGUAUCCAAGAAAGGUAAUGUAGUACAUCUUCUGCGGAUAACAUUACACAACAAAGGAGAUCUUGAUAGGCCAUUCGUAUUAAAACGUCAACACAUUCCCGUUAGAAUAGCUUUUGCAAAGACAAUUUACAAAUCUCAGAGCCAAACAUUCAAAAAAAGUUGUUUUAUUUAAUAGAGAGAAAGAAACAAAAUUCAAUCGUGGGCACCUAUACAUUGCAUUGUAACGAUGAAAGUCCAAACACAGAAUCACAAUUCAAUGCGAUAUUGACGAAAAUUUAAUUUAAAAAAUUUCUUUUACUUAAGUUUUACAGUAAAAGCGUUAGUAUAAAAAGUUUUUGCAUGUUAAUUUCAAAGCCAAACAGAACAAAAUCGUAUUGCGCAAUAAAUUUAACGCAACAUGAAACAUAAUUUACUUUCAAACUAUUACGUUUUAAUAUUUUUUAAUAUGGUUAAUUACUCACUGUAAUGUAAAAUAGUAAAUUGUACAUCUGCAUCCCCAUACGCAAGCGGCCGAAACGCAAAGAGGCUAGCGCGUAGCGCAAACACGGGGGUUGGCAAGCAAAGCGAGCAGGGGGCAAAGCCCCAUGUCAAACAAAUUAUCAAAACAAAUCAUUGUUAAGCCUUCUAUGUACAGCACAUUUUGGUGGAUCCGUCCAUACAAACUCAAAGAUUGUUUAUACGAUAUAAGAUUGUUUAUAUUUCAAGAACAGCCUCAGCAUGAGAGCAGAUCUAGUAAAAACUAACACUUCAUACACAAGCUGAACUUUCAUGAAGGUGUCAUCUGAAUACCUUUUUUGUUUUGCACUUUACGACUACUUUUGAUGCGAGAAUCAAGGAACAUUAUGUUUCAUCCUUAUUUUCUGGGCUUGCACUAUACAUUUUAAAAAAUGUUACUUCUACUAAUAUAUGUUUUUAAUUACAAAUGUGUUGCAAAAAUAGCAUCAAUACCUAUUUUAAUUACAUUUACAGCACUACUUUACAUUCUCAUUUUUAAGAAUAGUGGCAUCACAGCACUUAAUGCUUCUUAUCUACUCACUGCCUGCAUGUGUUUGUAUUUUUUCCCAGAUAAUCCCUUUACAUGCCGUAGAGUAGACGACCAGACCAGGUUAGUUGGUGGCUGUAACCUGGCCACAGUAUGGGAGUGUUGGUGCCGUGUUAAACUGGCACCACAGUGAGGGGGCUGGGAUAGUCUCUACUCUUUCAAUGCUAUGAAAGUUUAAAAAAUGGGAUAAAAAAAUAUGGGUGAUUUCUUUGAUGAUAGAUGUGAUUGAUGACGUUUUCUACAAGUUAUGGUAAACUCACUGGCAUCUCAGAAUAUAACAGAGAUACUCAAGGAGAUCUUUACCGAGUACUUUGAGUUCUGUUACCUUCUUUUGUAUCAAAAAUUGUAAAUUUUUGCAGUGGUGCUUCUUAGUUUUGAUUGUGGGAGACAGUUGUGACUGAGGGCUACAUCAUCAUCUAAGUAGGUAAAGAUAGAUGGGUACCCUAUCCUAAGACCAUGACUGCUGAAGAGCUAUAAUAUCCAUCCGCCAGUUUUCACAAUGCUGUAAUUUGUAGGUACUAUAUGCCUUUAAUCGCUGUUAAAAUUUAAAAUAGCAAAUGUUAAAAAUGUAUUAUGUUAUAUAUUAAAAUGAAUAAAAGUGAAAAAAAUGUAAAAAUGUGUAAUUAUUUUUAAAAUGUUAUAAAUAUUGUAGCUGAUUGCUUUGGCUUGACAAGGCACUGAGGUGGUACAAUACAGUGUAAGUAAGUGUGGAAAGAUGGGGGCUGCCGCUGGGCAAUGAAAUGUCAAUUCUGUCAGAAAAUAGGCAACCAAAUGUCAACAGGCAAAGUCUAACUAGGAAUAGGUGGAGGCUUGUCACUUACGACACAGAAGGUAGGCUCCUCAAAAAUUAUCAGGUAUUCCUGUACAGUAUCUCUGAAAAGAUAAAAUCUAGAGCUGCCCUUAGAACCAGGGCUCUCUGUCAAGAUGCUUUUGUGGAUUGUUAGAAUAAGGAGUUAUUUAGCUCCAACAGGAGCACUCAUUUUCAUGGAUUAUUUAUCUAUUGAAGAACCUGUACUGCACUUUUAAUGGACACCUCUUUGUUUGAAUAAACUGUACUAAGCACUUUGCACCAA
Molecule: messenger RNA, 6049 nt
Organism: Erpetoichthys calabaricus (reedfish)
Lineage: Eukaryota; Metazoa; Chordata; Cladistia; Polypteriformes; Polypteridae
Product: protein mono-ADP-ribosyltransferase PARP12-like
Exons: 12
Coding region: 84-2117 (677 amino acids)
Molecular function (GO): NAD+ poly-ADP-ribosyltransferase activity; zinc ion binding
Source: RefSeq, a predicted model, not a curated record